GUUGCCAGACUUAUUUCAUUGCAUUACAGCUGAUUGUGCAACAAAAUUAAUUUCGAUAACGAUAUCAAUCAUUUGUAAUAACACAAAAUAGCGCCAACAAUGAACAAUUCCAAAUAUCAACAGAAUACAACACAGGAAAUAAUCAACGAAGCUGAUUUGCAAAAGCAGAAGCAAAAACACUUACAACUUUUACACAAGUACAACAAUCUUAAAGAUGCCACACAAACGGUGCUCGGAGCCUUGGCGCAGGCAAAAGGAUUAACAGUUAAAGACAUACACAAGAUGUACAAUCUGCCUAGCCAUGAUUGAGGGCAAAACAAAUACAAAUAUAAGAUUCAUUUA
Drosophila grimshawi is the source of this 342-nucleotide messenger RNA. Its product is annotated as DNA repair protein SWI5 homolog. The record is from RefSeq and is a predicted model, not a curated record. Bases 100 to 309 code for a protein of 69 amino acids. Gene Ontology annotation, biological process: meiotic joint molecule formation; double-strand break repair via homologous recombination; meiotic DNA recombinase assembly involved in reciprocal meiotic recombination. The transcript has a single exon. NCBI's taxonomy places the organism in Eukaryota, Metazoa, Arthropoda, Insecta, Diptera, Drosophilidae. Gene Ontology annotation, cellular component: Swi5-Swi2 complex; Swi5-Sfr1 complex.